AUAAUAUACUCCUUACACAGGUAGCCCGGUCUUAACACAGGUAGCCCGGACACUACACGAUCUAUCAUCACUUUUAUUAAAGAAUAGAUAGAAAUUACAAAAACAAUAUAUCUUGUUUACGCUUAUAUUAAAAAGAACUUUAAAGUUCUUAAAAGAUUUUUACUUUUAAGUCUCGUACCUUUUAAUUUUGGCGGGCCUCCUGUGGUGAAAAUUUGUAGUGCAGCUGUGCUGCGGUCACGAUAUGCAAAUCUUCAGUCGUCAGGUGACAUCUCGUCCCAUCCAAGAUGCUCGUUUAGAAAACCAUUUCCUUGUUUCCUUCGACGUGUUUAUUCCUCCGUAGACCUGAGCAGCAUGUCUCGCCUUACGCCUAAUGGUCUGCCCAGUAUUCGCGAGUCCAACUCUUUGCUUAUUUCUGGUGGCAGUCUCGCCAUUCACCGGUUUUCUCCCUCGAGACGGAUGUUCUGCCUCCUUACUGCGUUUGAUUUCUUGUUCACUCUAGUAGCGUGGGUGAUUUACAGCCAUGCUUUAAAAGAGGGUCUCUGGCUCUCGUUUGACACGGAAGUUGCACAUUAUAAAUUUAAGUCGUCCUUGUUUGACCUUUUGUUGUUGUCACUUUGGAGAAUGGUUGUGCUUUUACUGGCUUAUGCUUUAUUUGUGAGCCGUAAAUGGUAUACUAUUGCUGUUGUGACAACAGUGAGCACAGCUUUUGUUGUGGUUAAGGUGUUUUUUUACAAUUUUGAUGAUUCCAAAGGGCAUCCCAUGGAUUUUGUACUCGUGACAAUGUCACUCGUGUUGUGUUGGAUUGAGACUUGGGUAUUAGACUUCAAGGUUAUUCCGUCAGAGAAUGAAGUUGAGCAGAGAAGUAAUGCUGGAAGUUUAGAAACUACAGCUGGAGAAAGAAGACCCCUGCUUGGUGAAAACUAUACUGGGAUAUACAAUACUCGCACAUGGCUGUCUGAACAUGCCUCAUUUUACACUCCACAUGGAUCAAGGCCAGGUACACCAUACGAGAGUGAUGAUGACGGGAGUGAUUUUCCAACUUCAAUUCAGGAUAAGGAGUUUCAGAGGAAAGCAAAGGACACAUUUGACACGGCAUUACAACUUCUUACAAUGGAAGAUAAUACAUGGAAUCUAGAAAAGGCUCAAGAUGGUAUUACUAUAUCUAGCCAUUUGUCAAAAGAAACUGGCAAGCUCUUUAAAGCACAGUGCAUAGUCGAUGCCAGACCAAAAGAUGUCUUUACUCGAAUUGUAUUACAAGUUGAAGAUGGGCCUAAGUGGAAUGACUCCAUAGCAGAAUGCAGGAUACUGCACAAGAUAGACCAGUGCACAGAUCUUUGCUACAGUGUGACGACAGACCAAGCGGGAGGCAUGGUCUCCAGCAGAGAUUUUGUUAAUCUUCGUCACUGGCAGAAAAGAGGAAAUGCAUAUGUCUCAUGUAAUGUCAGUGUUGAGUUUGACAAGAUGCCGCCAGUGAAGCCACAUAUCAGAGGCACUAAUCAUCCAGGAGGGUGGUGCUUCGCUGAGAAAGAUGGUUGCCGAAACAAGACAGAUUUUAUGAUGGUUGUCAACACUGACUUGAAGGGAUGGUUACCCCAAUAUCUAAUCGACCAGGCCAUGACGGGCGUGCUAUUCGGAACGGCCCAAUCACUUCGAAGAUAUGUCCACCAGAGCUUGAUCUUAUCGACAGAUUCCAAUUUGCAAGAGGAGAAAUCUCUUGCAGUCAGUUAGCACUUAUUGAUUAUAUAGUGAACGUGUGAGGUUAUGGGUCAUAGAUGGUGGACAACGCGGAACUAGGGGAGAGCCCCCCCCUUCGUCCUGCAAAACAAACAUUCCAACAUCGCCCUCUAAUGCUGUUACUUUCCAAGUGCACAUUCCUUCGUUUUAAUUCUGCUAAUGUAUACCUGCAUUCUUUGUAAGAGGAUAAUUGAGAAAGAUUACGAACGGUAUCUCAUGGAUAGCAAGCGCUCCUCGACUUUCAGCGUUUGAUGUGAACUUGAGCGUUUAGAUUUCUGUGUACACAACACAAGCGCAUACAUAUUCAGGAUUGCCGUGAUCUGCAGCUUAAAA
Molecule: messenger RNA, 2067 nt
Organism: Nematostella vectensis (starlet sea anemone)
Lineage: Eukaryota; Metazoa; Cnidaria; Anthozoa; Actiniaria; Edwardsiidae
Product: stAR-related lipid transfer protein 3
Exons: 16
Coding region: 352-1728 (458 amino acids)
Molecular function (GO): lipid binding
Source: RefSeq, a predicted model, not a curated record